Molecule: messenger RNA, 1707 nt
Organism: Panicum hallii
Lineage: Eukaryota; Viridiplantae; Streptophyta; Magnoliopsida; Poales; Poaceae
Product: disease resistance protein RGA2-like
Exons: 1
Coding region: 98-1591 (497 amino acids)
Molecular function (GO): ADP binding
Source: RefSeq, a predicted model, not a curated record
CGACCACAAACACACUCGCAAAAGGCAGCUCCUCCCUUUCUCUUGCCGAGUUCUUGCACGGCCUCCAGAGUCCAGAGAAAGGGAGCGGCUGCUCCCGAUGGAGAUGCUCUCCAGCGCGGUGGUCGGCGAGCUCGUCAGCCGGUCCAUCUCAUUCCUCUUCUCCAAGCUCGAGAAGGACACGGCGGCGACCGCGCAGGAGGACCUGCAGCAGCUGCGCCUCCUGCUGCUGAGGAGCGGCGCGAUCGUCCAGGACGCCGAGCAGCGCUACGUCCCGAGCAAGGCCAUGCUGCAGCAGCUCAAGGCCCUGCGGGACGAGACGUUCAGGGGCCACUACGUCCUCGACGUCGUCAGCUGCCGAGCCGCCCUCGGAGGAGGCGGCGGCGAGGACGUCGGAGGUGGCGAGGAGGCGGGCCGCCGCGCCUGCUUCUCGCUGUCCAGGUUCAACCCGGCGAAGCGUGUCCGCUUCCCCUCCAACGAUGCUUCAGAGAACAGCUCGGUUCUCGGCGGCGCAAGCCCGGGCGAGCUGCAGCAGGUGGUUCGCAGCCUGGGAAUCAUGAUCGGUGACAUGAAGGAGUUCGUUAUGUUCUUGGGGAGCUACCCACCCUUGUACCGCCAGCCUUACAGUGCCCAUAUGUUUGUAGAGAAGUGCAUGUUUGGCCGCCACAUGGAGAAGGAGACGGUCAUGGAGUUCUUGCUGAAAAAUGAGCCUCCUCCUCCUGGUGCUGAACAUCUAGGCGUGCUCCCGAUCGUUGGCCCAGCGCACAUCGGUAAGAGCACUCUGGUGGAGCAUGUCUGUGACGAUGAGAAGGUGCGAGACCACUUCUCCUUGAUCCUAUUUUACACUGGAAAUGACCUGAAAGAUGUGACAGUGUCCAGCUUUAAGGACAAAUGCUUGAUCAAGCACCAUGCUGACAAUGCUUCAUCGGAUGAGAGGGUGCUGGUCGUCAUUGAGCUCUUAGAUGAUGUGGAUGACGAAACUUGGAGCAACUUGUACUCCUCCCAAAGAAGCAUAGCACAGGGGAGCAAAAUGAUCAUCACCAGCCGAUCGGAGAGGAUCGAGAGGUUUGGGACGGCACAGGCUCUUAGGUUGAAAUGCUUGUCUGUAGAAGCCUACUGGUACCUGUUCAAGACGGCAGCCUUUGGAGGCGAUGACCCGGGGCAGCAUCCGAAGAUGGCAUCCAUUGCUUUGGAGAUGGCAAAUCUGAUGCAAGGAUCUUUCAUCUUCGCCUCUACCGGCGCCGCGCUGCUAAACGCUAAUUUCAGCACCAAAAGCUGGUCCAGAAUUCUCACAGGAUUGAAAGGGUACAUGCAGAAGAAUGCCUCCUUGAUUGGAGAAUACCCAGAUGACAUCAAUGGCAAAGAUUACCCUCGAUACACUUGGAAUGUAAUGAAAAAGAAACCGGACAAAUAUUUUAUGCUGCACGACAUUUACCAAAGAGGCUCUGGUCAAGAGGUUCCAGAUAUAUCAUAUCUAGAUCUCCAAUCUGGGCGUGCUAAUCCACCAGCCGGGAAGUAUGAUAUACUUCUCACAAAAUCUCGAAUUCCACCAUACUUCAACUAUAUGUGUGCAUGUGAAAUCCGUGAUAUGUAAGAAAAAAUAGACAUCAUAAGGUUACAUUAUGAUGUAAGUGUACGUGUUGGCAUCCCUAAGAUAUAGGGGUUAUGGGCAUCCACAUAAAUGAAUAUUUCAUAACAUUAUUAUAUUAA